Messenger RNA from Gregarina niphandrodes, 1116 nucleotides. Its product is annotated as S1/P1 nuclease. Gene Ontology annotation, molecular function: endonuclease activity; nucleic acid binding. Gene Ontology annotation, biological process: DNA catabolic process. Bases 1 to 1116 code for a protein of 371 amino acids. The transcript has a single exon. Lineage: Eukaryota; Apicomplexa; Conoidasida; Eugregarinorida; Gregarinidae. The record is from RefSeq and is a predicted model, not a curated record.
AUGGGUAUGGACGAGGCGGAGAUGGAUCGGCACGUUAAGUCGGCAUUGCAGCGGAAGGAUAACGCGGCAUAUCUGCUCAAGACGGUGACAGAAAGCCUGGCGAGCAAGUACGUGAGCUCGUACUUUUCAAUCAACCUAUUGCUGCGGCUGUUCCUACACAUCUUCGGAGACAUACACCAGCCACUGCACAGCAUGACCUACAUUGCGCCGGACUGCUUCCCGAACACCGACCGUGGCGGCAACCUUAUACAAGUCAAAAUCGCCCAAGAUAUCCUCGACCAAGUCGACGCCAAGAGCGAUGUCUCAACCGACGCCGGAUUCCACUUCCGAACAAGCCGUCUGUCGUCUCGGGCAGACCACCUGUCGUCUCGGGCAGACCACCUGUCGUCUCGGGCAGACACUCAGAUCUACUCUCCCACAGCAUGGACGCACCCACACGUAGUCCGGACGGAGGGCGCUGUCUUCCUCUCGCUGCACGCCUUGUGGGACUCGGGCGGUCUCCGUUUCGGUCGCUCGUACCCGGACUUUCCUGUGACUGAUAGCAACGAAGUCGCGCGAGCAAUCAUGGUGCGUAACCCCAACGUCACGCACGAGACCUACGCGAACGUUAUCCGGGAAAGUUAUGAACUUGCAUCCGCUGUGUACGGAGGUGUCAUCGAACACGUGUGCACCGACUCGGCCGACUUCACAACCGGACCCGAUCUCGGGGACAAUGGAACGAAGAUGACGCGGGAUUUGGAUGAAGGUGAUAGCAGGGACGACGAGCCCUUAGUGGGGGAGACACGCACACCGGCUGUAGCGGUGGACCUAGAAUACUUGCAGCUGGUGCGACGCGUCACGGAGGCUCGGAUCGCCCAGGCUGGUUUCUCGCUCGCGUUUUACUUAAACGACUUUGCGCGCGGUGUGGACGAAGACCAAGUACUAGGCAGUGACGACGCGACGCGCAACUGGUGGAAGGUCUACUCCGUCGCCGUGACCUUCGCCCUCAUGUUCUUCGUCCUUUACGCCAAGUGCCGACCGCGUCCGACGCCCGUGUGUGUACACCACUUGGCCACGCUCAAUGACAAUGUGCACAUGCGACGCACCAGACGAUACAAAACACGUAACCGCCAUUAG